Messenger RNA from Arachis duranensis, 868 nucleotides. RefSeq lists its product as uncharacterized. The transcript has 3 exons. Bases 125 to 535 code for a protein of 136 amino acids. NCBI's taxonomy places the organism in Eukaryota, Viridiplantae, Streptophyta, Magnoliopsida, Fabales, Fabaceae. The record is from RefSeq and is a predicted model, not a curated record.
UUCUACCUUAUAAACCGACCUCGACGGCUGAGCUGCGUUUCGUGUUGGUUUCAGAUCUCUCUUUUCUCACUUCCCUCGCAUCUAAUACACGCCUUCUUCUCUAUUCCACUUCCUACUUUCAGAUAUGGCAGAAUCAAAACCAGGAUUGAGGAAGCCUGUGUUUACCAAGGUUGAUCAGCUUCGCCCCGGGACCAGUGGGCAUACUUUGACUGUGAAGGUGGUUAGUACCAAGUUGGUGAUGCAGAAGGGUCGUCCUGAUGGACCUCAACCUCGGCAAAUGCGAAUUGCUGAGUGUUUGGUGGGGGAUGAGACCGGAAUGAUCAUUUUUACAGCCAGAAAUGAUCAAGUGGAUGAGAUGAAGGAGGGAUCUACUGUGAUCCUGCGCAAUGCCAAAAUUGACAUGUUCAAAGGAUCAAUGAGACUUGCUGUUGACAAGUGGGGCCGUGUCGAAGUCACAGAACCGGCUAGCUUCACUGUCAAGGAAGACAAUAACUUGUCCCUCAUCGAAUAUGAACUGGUGAACGUUGUGGAGUGAGAGACUCGAUACUGGUACAACUUAGCAACUUCUGCUGUGUCAUAAUGGUCAGAGAAUAAAACAAAUCCAGGAAUGCAGUCUACUUAGGAAUAGAGAUUUUGGAAGUCAAUGGUCCAAUGUUGCUUCUUAGUUCUUACACCUGACUCGGUGGUUUUUCGCAAGCUGAACUACUGAACAGAAGAUGGCAUCAAAGCGGAAGAAGAAUAUAAUGUGAUUGGCUUCCAAGUCUUGCUUUUUGUUUUGCUAUCUUAUCUAUUUAUCUCUGGAUUUUCUGUAUGUUCGACUGCUAUGUAUUAGAAUAUUAUGUGGAAGAGUAGCCUUCAUACUUGGUCC